AUGCCAUCCACGUCCACAUCAUCCAUUGUUAUGUUUUCCUAUGAAUGGGUCAUGUCCGAUCCAACUGCACUUGCAUUGUUUGAGAAUUAUUUGAGAGAACAUCAAAAUAUCGAGUCGUUGCAAUGUGUGUUGCAAUUAAGGACUUUACAAAGUGACAUUCAGAAAUUGCUAAAAAGAAUUCGAAGAGGUCAAGUGAAAUUGCAUGAUUUUGUGGAUGAUUCUACCUCCUAUUCGUUUCUUAACUUUCAUGGUACUAAGGAACAACAACACGCAAGUCCUGAUUCUAAAAAGAAACAUUCCAACAUCAAAUUGCUUUUUCAAAGCACGACUUCUGAUGAAGAAUCAACUUUUACAGGGUCACGUGAUUCAUUCAAUGGAGUUUCUCGAAAACCAUGCAUUGGAAUGUUGAAGAUUAUAUUGACACAAGCACAGGACCUCUCACUAACUUUUUUAAGUGUCAAUUCACCCAAAGAAUUGAACUUGCCACAACAAGAACGAUACAAAAUUUGCAAAGCCGUUACGAGUUUUUGGAGACGAUUCGCCAAACGAUGUGGACUCGAUGAGAAUGCUCUUAAUGUGUUGAACUCAGGUUUUCCAAUACCACACUCUCCUCCUUUACAUGGAAAAGGAGUUUCACCUCGACCCCUAUCUACAUGCUCCACGAACAGUUCAACGAGUGAAGAAAGUAUGAGCUUUGCAGGCCAAAUGGAAGAGCCCAUAGAGGAGUUUCCAAACCAUUUACAAUCUUUUGAAGAGGAAUUACAAACCCUCGAGUCCUUUCUUCAUGUUCAAAUCAAAAGUGAAAGUUUUAGAGAUUUUUCUCAGUCCGAACAAUUAUUUACAGUGGUUCAACAAAUCAAACCCACAAAGGAGCAAUUGAAAGAAUUGAAGAGAAAUUAUCGGCAAAGCAUUUCAGCAAGUCGAAUUCAAGAAUAUAUCGAAGAUUUAGUCGUGAAAGAAGAUGGGAAGCCAUGCACUCUACGAGAGGUUAACAAAUUGCUGAGCUGGACUGUUGAAGAUGUUGUGCACUGGUUGCAACAAUCAUGUCUCAAUGAAUUAGAACCAUUAAUAAGAAGAAAGAACAUAGAUGGAGAAAAGCUUGUUCGACUCGAAGAUGAUUUGUCCCUGAUCAAUAUUCAAGAUUUGGAAUUAAGAAAACGCUUUGAAUAUGAAGUGGAUGAGCUAUUGGUGAGUCAUGGAUUUGAUCCAUUGCCUGAAACGGAUUAUCUUGAAAUUGUAUCUAGAAGAAAAAGUGUUGAGUGUGAACAUGUCCAAAAGAAUUAUAUAGAUCUUUCCACGGACACAUUCCUCAUCAAAUGUGUCUUGAAGAACACGGACAAAUGCAAAGAGUUACAAUUUCAUUACAACCAAUUAGUCAACUACUUUUCAAUGAUUAGAGCUAUCAAGGAAUCGUUUCAAAUAAGUGGUGAGCAACAUGUUGACAUUUCAUUUGAGAGUGCUGAGAACAGCGUCAAUCUUUCGCCGAGUAACAUCUUGAACGUAUUCAAAAAGGAUUUACUGGCUUCAGUUAGAGAUCUUGUUUCUCAUCAAAGUUCUAUAUCGAAUGACGUAAAUCAGUUUCAGCCAUCUCCAAGAAAUCUACGUGAAAAAAAGAUUGUCAUAAAUGUUCCUUGA
Messenger RNA from Naegleria lovaniensis, 1635 nucleotides. RefSeq lists its product as uncharacterized. The record is from RefSeq and is a predicted model, not a curated record. The coding region runs from base 1 to 1635 and encodes 544 amino acids. The transcript has a single exon. Lineage: Eukaryota; Heterolobosea; Eutetramitea; Acrasida; Naegleriidae.